AUGCCACGUGUCUGGAAGGACUUUAUCCAAUGUAUGGCACCCAUGGUCUUCGAUUACGCCGGCACGUCCCACGACGACGACGCCGCCUCUGGCAUCCUCAUCCAAAUCCUCGAGGCCGAACGCUCCAUUGCAAACUCGGCGCCAUGUUUUCCACAAGACGACGACAUGACUGUUGUAAUCACUUUGUUGGACACGUUCUUCAGUCGGGAGCACCCACAGCUCUUUCAUCGCCACAACUCGACCCUUGGCCACUCGAAAAAGGAGUUGUCCAGACCCAAUAUAUCGACGCUCCUCUUGUUGCCUCUCACGGUUGGGACCUCCUUUGGCCCCCGCAUCGUGCCCGCCAUCCUCCAGCACGGCGUAUUUGCCGUCGUAGCGAUGCUUGACGUGUACUUUUGUAUCUAUCGCAAGUCGCUGCUUCAAGAAGCCAAGAAGACAAACCUGGCGAUGUGGCACCACGCCUUAAAGUCUACUGAAUCAUGGCUCGAUACCAUCGAGCAGGAAUCGUUUUGGCGGCAAUGCAACAAGCGAUGGGCCCCAACUUCAUCCUUUCGCCGCCGUUACAUGUCGUUGUAUGCAUCGUGUCGCCUCCAAGCCGCGAUGCGACGACAGUGUCAUACAUUGAACGAGGUCGACUGGCUCGGUUUUGAUGUGGACGGCACCCUCGUCGAGUACAACCACUCAUGUCUAGCCCAGCUAUCGUUUGACAAAGCAGUGGACGUCCUCAUAUCGAUGUUUCCGACUCUAAACACAACCCCACGACCAACGUACCUUUACAGCACGCACAUCACCCAGCGCUGUGUCACAGUCGACACCUUCCGUGGCAAUUUUUUGUAUGUGACGGCGUCUGGAGUGAUCCAUCAUGCCGUCCACGGCCAUGCCCGCGCCGUGGACAUUGCGUCGACGUAUCCAUCCUGUCGGUGGGUCCACCGCGAGCCACCAGCAACGGAAACCCAUCGCCAGAACAUUCCGCCUUCUCCUGAGCACGCCACGUCAUGUGUGGACAUGUGGACGUUGGGGGACACGGUGUUUGCCCCGCUGUAUGCUUGGCUCAUCGACAUGCAUGACGCCAACAAGAUUGCACUUGUGACCAAUAUCGACAAGACCCAAACCACGUACGAGCACUUGGCCCAACUCGCAAAGCAAGCGAUUGGCACGUUCUAUCGCACGCAGUUCGAUGACAUUUUGGCGACGUCACCACAAGCAUUGAUUACGUACAACCGGCGCACCAUACAAACAUUACAACGCCUGAGACGGCGCCAUAUUCGACUGUUUGUACUCACAAACGGCACUUUCGAGCACUGCGAUAACGUCAUGCGGUAUGCAGUGGGCGUGUCGUGGCAACGUCACUUUGACAUCAUCAUUACCUCCGCAACCAAAGCCACGUUCUUUCACAACCACACACGACCGUUUCUCACGUGUCCAGGAAGAAAAGGGGGCCAAGCGGUUGUUGCCACACAACUCGUACCUGGACAAGUGUAUUCGCGAGGCAACGCAAACGCACUGCACGCGUUCUUUACCACCACACAUCCAAAUGUCCGCGUUUGCUUUGUCGGAGACCACUCGAUGGAAGACAUGGCACUGCCAUACACGACGAUGCACUGGGAUACCAUUGGCAUCGUUCCAGAACUACAACAUGACAUUCUCAAGCGUCCAUCGCUUUUCCAGACGUGUUGCCGACACCUGGGGCAAUGUGGAACGAAGUCGAGGCAAGUUGCGGUCUCCCCCCUCAACGAAACCACACAAGACGAUGCAGCAAGGACCACGAUGGAUAGAUCGUGUCGACAUGUGUUCUACUUUGGCGUUGGCGGGCCCAUGAGUUCUAUGGGGAAGCGCAUCGUCCAGUCCACCGUGAUAGUGGUUAAGAAGGCAUAG
Messenger RNA from Aphanomyces astaci, 1875 nucleotides. RefSeq lists its product as hypothetical. The transcript has 13 exons. NCBI's taxonomy places the organism in Eukaryota, Oomycota, Saprolegniomycetes, Saprolegniales, Verrucalvaceae. The record is from RefSeq and is a predicted model, not a curated record. Gene Ontology annotation, molecular function: 5'-nucleotidase activity. The coding region runs from base 1 to 1875 and encodes 624 amino acids.